Molecule: messenger RNA, 996 nt
Organism: Kazachstania africana CBS 2517
Lineage: Eukaryota; Fungi; Ascomycota; Saccharomycetes; Saccharomycetales; Saccharomycetaceae
Gene: PFA3
Product: palmitoyltransferase PFA3
Exons: 1
Coding region: 1-996 (331 amino acids)
Biological process (GO): peptidyl-L-cysteine S-palmitoylation; protein targeting to membrane
Cellular component (GO): endoplasmic reticulum; Golgi apparatus
Molecular function (GO): protein-cysteine S-palmitoyltransferase activity
Source: RefSeq, a predicted model, not a curated record
AUGUAUAAUGGCUGGUCUAUUAGUUCUACUUUCCCUAAAUGUGUGACAAUCUUCAUUUAUGUAUGGACAGCGUAUAUCUCAAUCACUAGAGUUAAAGUCGUGCCCUUUGAGUUACUAUUAGUGCUAAUCAUAUGCACAGUAUCCUUAGGUAUAUACACUUAUUCUGAAGUGAUAUCGGUUGGACCUGGGAGUCCUAUUGAUUUUCCAGAUUUAGCUAUCAAGAACUUACAUGACGUUGAAAUGGGAGCUGAAUUACCACCGGAGUAUUUAACGUCGAGGUCUUUAACAAUGAAACAUGAUGGUAGAUUUCGUAUCUGUCAGACAUGCAUGUUCUGGAAACCUGACAGGUGCCACCAUUGCUCUUCGUGCAACAGAUGCAUUUUAAAAAUGGACCACCAUUGUCCAUGGUUUGCUGAAUGUAUUGGUUUCAAAAACCAAAAAUACUUCAUCCAAUUUUUAUUUUAUUGUACUAGCUACUCGAUAAUUGUCCUCUUUGUCACAUCCAUCCAAAUAUAUCACUGGUUUCGCAGUACGUCAUAUGAGUACGAGUUUAUUGAUUUUAAACUCCUAACCGUUUGGCUCUUGGCGAUUGUUAUCUUUAUUUCAUUAGUUCUUUUUACUGGAUUUAGUGUAUUUCAAUUACUGGGAAACCAGACCACCAUUGAACUAUACGCAUAUAGAAGAUACAAAGCAGAAUUAAAUAUAAUAGGCGAUUUAGAUGGCUCAGAAAAUAUCAAUAUAUUUGAUUUAGGGUCUCGUUACGAAAACUGGAAAGAUGUGAUGGGAAAUAGCUGGUUAGAAUGGCUAUUACCAAUCGAAACUUAUAAAUCAAAAAGAAGUAAAAAUACAUUGGACGAAAAAGGACUAUUUUUUGCUGUUAAUUUGGGUAUCAAUGGAAGACUUUUGAAUAAUAUCGGCCUGCAAGAUAGACUUUUCAGAAGGCUAGCUGCAAGACCCUCAACAGAAUCAACACGGCCAUUUAUCGAAGAUUUUUAA